AUGUCUGCCCCUAAAGGACCUUUCCGCCUUGUCACUGUCAACACUGCUCCCGAUAGAGCCAGGCGGCUUAUCGGGCGGGUGGUCGAGGCUCUUAAGGACCGGUAUACCAUCAUCCACGAGGCAAACUGCGAAACAAUCGAGGAAGUCGGACCCAAGGUGGAGGCACUGAUGCCUGAUGUUCUGGUAGGAAUCCCUGUCGUUUUGAGUCCCUUCAGUGCUUCUAUGUGGACCGAUGAGCAGGCGCAUCUGAUUCACUCCAUUGCGAGAGGAAUCAAACCUGACAUUAAGACCCACGCCAUCCCCGAAGGAUUGCAAGUAGAGCGGGGUCCUGACGCUAUCGUUGAUUAUCUCUGCGAGAAGGUUCCACCUCUUUUGGAUGCUUAA
Aspergillus bombycis is the source of this 384-nucleotide messenger RNA. RefSeq lists its product as uncharacterized. The record is from RefSeq and is a predicted model, not a curated record. The coding region runs from base 1 to 384 and encodes 127 amino acids. The transcript is spliced from 3 exons. NCBI's taxonomy places the organism in Eukaryota, Fungi, Ascomycota, Eurotiomycetes, Eurotiales, Aspergillaceae.